GCACGACGCGCCAGUAUUCAGCCCGCGACGGUCGCGAGCGUUCGCGUACUUUCAGCUUUGCUAGUACAUAUGUAUUUAUUUGGGCUUGUUCUGUGCACGUAUAUAGUAUAUUAGUAUAUACACAAACAUAUAUCCGAGUUCGUAAGGAUAAAUCUCGUAACCGGGGCAAGUGAAUUUUUCUCAAGAUUCUUUUCGACCACGCAUAUCGGUGAGGAGACGGAAUUGAAGAAACUUUUAACUUGUGAUGGAAUGCAGAAACAGAGUAUGUCGAGGAGAGUUUCCCGAAGAAUCGCGCGAAAGUGAGAAUCGCGACGGGUGACUACUUAAAAAUACCGAUUGUUUAUUAGUGGGGAAUUCUAGAAAUAGCACAGUAAAAGAAGAAACGAAAACAGUGUAGCGGAAAUCUUACGAAACGUGAAGGGCGGGUGAUAUGAGUGAAUAUAGGAUCUUUCGUGACGUUAAAUGAUCGAGUUACGGCCUGGUCGAAACAAACCCCGUCGAUUAACCGGCACGCGAUACGUCGGAAACACGAUUAAAACAUAGUGCGUCCUUCUCUUUUGCGCAAAGAAACCGACAGAUUCGUGAGCUCGCGUGGAAAGUGAAACAACGUUGGAUACAGGGGAAAGAAGCAAACGGGGUGUGUUCAAGAAGAGAAGUGAAAAAAAGGAAAAAUAAUGUGGUGUCACGUCCUCGCCACCGUCGUCGCUUUUUUGUGUGUUGUCUACGCUCAAGGAGGCCCGCGAACAUUUUCUGCUAGGCCUUACCGUGGAGGAUCAACAGUAACAACAAGAGCAGUUCUUCAAGGUACGGCAGAGUUGUCAUGUGAUAUCCGUCCACCGCAACAAAAUGAUUCCGUAAUUUUAGUUGUUUGGUACAAAAGCGAUACCACACCUAUUUACAGUUACGACAUGAGAGGCAAACAUUCUGAAAAAGCUUCUCAUUGGAAUAAUAAGGACCAUCUAAACGACCGUGCAUUCUUUAGAACUGUCACUGAACCAGCAACAUUAAACAUCAAUCACAUUGAAGAAAGAGACGAAGGUGAAUACAGAUGUCGAGUAGAUUUCGCGAAGAGUCCUUCCAGAAAUUCAAGAAUUCACCUGAUGGUCAUAGUACCGCCGCAUAAACCAAAUAUUAUUGAUGAACGUGGAACUGUGCCAGCGGUAGCAGGUCCGUAUGAAGAAGGUGGUGAUAUGAAAUUACAAUGUCUAGUUUCUGGAGACGAACGUCUCUGUACGAUACACGACAGCUUGGAAGGAACUGACAAAUAUUCGCUAUUUCACGAGCUGUUACUGUCAGUGCCAUGUCGACCAGAGCCAAAAGUGAGAUGGUGGCGGGGAGAAAUGCUCCUUGAUUCGAAAGAUGAGCCAGGAGAGUUUCCAUCCCUUCGUAGAAAUGCCUUAAUAGUAAGGGAACUUUCAAGAGCUGAUCUUCAUGCGGUAUUUACUUGUCAAGCAUCCAACAACAAUAUCAGUCAACCUGUCUCUGCAUCGGUUGCAAUUGAAAUGCAUUUGAAACCAUUGUCUGUGGCAAUAUUAAGUAAUGAGCACGCACCCCUUAGCGCUGGACGAAAAUAUGACAUAAACUGUAUGACUGUUGGAUCCAGGCCUCCAGCAAAGUUAUCGUGGUACAUGGAUGGAAAGAAACUGAGUAAUUACACGGAGAAGGUAUCUCAAGAUGGUAACAUGACAAGUUCGACGUUGAUAUUGAAACCUACGUUGCUAGAUCACGAUAAAGUAAUCACUUGCCGUGCAGAAAAUUUCGAAAUUCAACGAGGUAUAGUCGAAGACACAUGGAAAUUAAAUGUAUUCUUUGUACCAAUUUUACAUCUGGAGUUAGGAUCGAAUAUGAAUCCAGACGAUAUCGAAGAAGGCGAUGACGUAUACUUUGAAUGCAAAGUUCAUGCUAAUCCUGGCGCUUACAAAGUUAUAUGGAGGCACAAUGGAAAUAUUAUUCAGAACAAUGCAAAAAAUGGUGUAAUAGUGCAACAAUAUGGCUUGGCUUUGAGGGAAGUUAAUCGUUCUCAAGCAGGCAAUUAUACUUGUAUUGCUAGCAACGUCGAGGGAGAUGGUUACAGUAAUACUGUCGAACUUAAAAUCAUGUACAAACCUAUUUGUUUACCUGACCAGAAACGAAUUUAUGGCGUAGCUCGUCACGAAGAUGCCCGAGUAACAUGCAGUGUAGAGGCAUACCCAUCUCCAGAUAGUUUCCGUUGGACGUUUAACAAUACGGAAGAAAUGGUAGAUGUACCUCAGGCACGGUACAAGAAUUCUACACGUCAUAGUCAAAGUAUUCUUAUUUAUCGACCAAUUACAGAAAUGGAUUACGGUACAGUGUUCUGUUGGGCAAGUAAUACCGCUGGCCAACAAAAGAACGCUUGUAUAUUUCAUAUCAUUCCAGCAGGAAAACCUGAAUCUCUGUACAAUUGCACGCUAUCUAAUCAAACAACUGAUUCACUCUCGGUGGAGUGUUGCGUUGGUUUCGACGGUGGUCAACCGCAGCACUUUCUUCUUGAAGUCUUUGAUCAGCAUACAGGAGUACUGCAAGCAAAUAUUACAUCCGAAGAAAACGCUGUUUUUACCGUUCACGGAUUACAAUCUGGCAAAAUCCUUAACAUGGUUUUAUAUGCCGUAAAUGCGAAAGGAAGAAGCGAACCCACUUUGUUGGAAGGAUUUACAUUAAAAAUUGCUGAGAAACAAACUGGAAUACCAGUACCAUUCGAAAUUUCCCCAUUAUUAGGAGGAUUGAUUGGAGUAGUAACUGCAUUGCUUUUUGUUACUAUUACUAUUCUAAUAGCUAUGAAAAUUAGAAAUGAACGAAGAACUCAAAGACCAAGUGAUUUACCGUUAAAGAAAAGUACUGCACCCAGUUCCGAAGAUUUGUAUGAUACGGAAGAUAGAAAUCCAGAUGUUGUACCAAUAAAUAAAGGUUCUGAUUACCAAUUGACGGGAUCAAUAUCUGGCACUCCGUUAGCCACGCAAAAUACACCGGAUGGACUUACGGCGACUUCGCUUUCUAUACAACAAGUGACUCACCUACAAGGAUUGUCAUCGUAUCCACACGAGUAUAAUAAUUAUCCGGCAUUAUCGAGAAUCAUACAAACUAUCCCAUCUUGUAGCGCCAGGUCGACCAACAAGGAAUCAUCUCCAAAUUUAUCAGACGAGGUAACGUACGCCGAAUUAUGUUUGACACGUCCAUCAGCAUUAUCAACGUUAGUAAGCGAUACAACGUUGACUGGUGCAAGUGGAAUCGGCAGUUUAAGUACACUCGACGGUUAUGGUAGUGGGGUGAUCGUAGGUGGUAAACCGUGUACGAGAGAAGCUACGAUUUAUGCUUGCAUAGAUCACAAUGCAAGACCAUUAAAAAUCGAUCCAUCAUCUACUUCGCCGUUCACAUUGGCAUCUCUGUCGACAAGAAAUACAUUUCGGGACUGUAAUGUUUCAACGAUGAAUAACAAACACCCCACAAGAGAAAUUGUUACUGUACGUACACCGUUAAUAUCAACCCAGGAAAGUUGUGUAUAGGGAUGCGAUUUUGACGCGCUGAAUAUCAACGAAUACUACGUUUGAUCUGUUGUGCGCGUCUAGUUCUUAAAUGUGGUUCUACAACCAUUUGUCCUAUAACGAAACGUACAUACAUACAUAUAUGAUAUUUGAUAUGCGACAAGUGUGUAAAGUAGUUAACAGAAUUAACGUCAGGUGGACUAAUCAAUCAUUAAUUGUCAAAUAUUAGUACGGUAGCGAAAGAAUACAAAGGAACAACGUGUCCUCUUGGUAUAUUAAAAAUAAAAGCGUGAUAUUAAUGUUAAUCCACGAAUUGUUCAAAGACACUAAUAAGUUAAGUUUAAAUUUGGUCACUAAGACUGAUUUAAAUAUUAUGUAACCUUCCAUGUACAGGGUGCUCCGUUUAUUGUAAGCAACUAAAUUGUUUCGCCCGUUACUUGAAAUGCAAAAAUAUUCGCGGUUGUAUGAUUUAAAGAUCUGUUUUUAAUACUAGAUGGACAUUACAAGUUCACGAAGCUAUACGCUUUUCGUUACUCGUGUUAUAACUCGCACCAAUUGAUUGAAAUGCGGAAGAUCAGUGGUUAUAUCGGUUCUCAAUUUUUCGCUGAAAUCAAUAUACAUUACAUCAUUACGCAUUUCAUGCAUUAAGAUAUUAAUUACCAUUUCUUCACCCAACCUCCAUAUUUUUCGAAUUACUUACGAUAUGUAAGUACUUAGCAUUGUGUUUAGCGUAUUAAACUAUAAUAUUUUGUAUAACUGAUAAUGAUAUUCAUUCGGGUGAUAUGGAAAUUUCUAUGACUACUUUUUAUCCAUAAAAUGCUGAUUUACCUUUCACCAUCGUAUGAUGAUAAAAAUUCAUGGUGUUACACAAAAUGAUACGAAUAACAGUGUGAGAAUUGUCAAUUCUGACAAUGUAAGAAAUAUAUUUUUUAUCAUCAAUAAAUAUACAGGAAACAUUCGAUAAUUGCAUAAGAAUAUUCUCUUCGUAAUUGCACAGUCGUCAUCCUUGUUACGGGAUGGGAGGUUGGGUAUAUCGUAUUUGGUGUCGUUUUAAUCAUAAAAAUGUAGGAAACAUGUUGUUGAUAAACAUGUGUCAUUUAUCACAAAUCAAAAAUAAGAAAGGUUGAUUUUUAAGUUAAACGUAUCAGCUUGUCUCCAGCCUUUAACGUUUGCCGAACGUCCCUCUUCCUCUUUCACUCACGUUGUCCUUUUUCUACGUUCGGCACAUCUUAAAUCUCAGUUUCGAGAAUCGAGAAUCGUUUCUGCCUUUGCAGAAUUUGCAACACUCGAUUUUUUUGCAAUUACCGAAUGUUUCGUGUAUUUUGUCUCGUUCUCUUUUCUUAAUCGUGUCGGCCGGAUAAAAUACGACGGUGCGCAGGAAAUAUAAAUCUCCAUUGAUUCAUAAAUUUUCGCGGUUUACCCCUUAUAGUUAAUAUACAUAUAACGGAGGUUAAGCUACACAAGGUUGUGUCAGGAUUACUCUUCUAGCGAAUUUUAGCGAAUUUCUUGUAACAAGUGAUAUUCGCAACAGGAAAGAUUGCUGUCAGUCGGAAAGGAAUAAAAAACAACAAACACAUA
Molecule: messenger RNA, 5078 nt
Organism: Bombus impatiens (common eastern bumble bee)
Lineage: Eukaryota; Metazoa; Arthropoda; Insecta; Hymenoptera; Apidae
Product: carcinoembryonic antigen-related cell adhesion molecule 5
Exons: 18
Coding region: 675-3521 (948 amino acids)
Molecular function (GO): protein binding
Source: RefSeq, a predicted model, not a curated record